AUGGAGAACAACGAGAAGAUAGAUGAGUUCUUCAACAGAAUCAUCUCCCACACGAAUGCGAUGAAAAAUUAUUGUGAGAAAAUCACAGAUCAAACAAUUGUUGCAAAGAUUCUGAGAAAUCUUAAUCCCAAAUUCGACCACAUUGUUGUAGCCAUUGAAGAAUCCAAGAAGCUCGAAGAUUUGAAGGUAGAAGAACUUCAAGGUUCUCUUGAGGCGCAUGAGCAAAGACUUAUUGAAAGAAGUUCAGAGAAGUCUGGUGAUCAUCAAGCACUGCAGGCUUAUACUUCAAAAAGAGGAGGCCAUAACUUCAAAGGACAUUUCAGAGGUCGAGGUCGUGGAAAAGAUAUCAGAGGUGGCUUUGGAAGAAAAAGUCAAAAAGGAAAGAUUGAUCAAGAUCAACCAUAA
Messenger RNA from Glycine soja, 405 nucleotides. RefSeq lists its product as uncharacterized. The coding region runs from base 1 to 405 and encodes 134 amino acids. Lineage: Eukaryota; Viridiplantae; Streptophyta; Magnoliopsida; Fabales; Fabaceae. The record is from RefSeq and is a predicted model, not a curated record. The transcript has a single exon.